UGUUGAUUGAAUUUGUGUUGAUGUUACUUUUCUGGAAGAUUGUAAAAUAUCAUUUUAACUUUUUUAAAAUACAAUCAAAGAACUUCAUUGUAUCCAUGUGUAUUUUUCAUCAGAAUUUUUAAUUAUCCUAGCGUGUGUGUGUACUAUUGUGUAUAUUAUAUAUUAUAAAUAUAUAAACGUUGUGAUUGGAACUUGAUUCAUCCUUGCAAAUCUAUAUAAAUUAUCUAUUGUUUGUAAUUUUGUUAUUAGUAUUUCAAAUAAAAAUGGCACACUACAAGGGUGCUGCCUCAGAGGCAGGCAGAGCAAUGCACCUUAUGAAGAAGAGAGAAAAAGCACAACAAGAAAUAGAACUGAGGAAGAAAAAGAUUGAAGAAGAUCUAAAGAUAGACAACAUAGAAAACAAGUUUGCUACACAUUAUGAUGCUGUGGAGCAGCAGUUGAAGAGUUCUACUAUAGGCCUGGUGACUCUUGAUGAGAUGAAAGCUAAACAAGAACACAUAGUACGGGAAAGGGAAAAAAAGUUGGCACAAAAGAAAGCAGAAAAAGAGAAAGAGAGACAGAAAGAAAUUGAAGCGAAACAAGCUCAGAAGAACAAACAGAAACGCCAGAUACAAGCAUUAUCAUUUGAUCCUGACGAAGAUGCAGAAGAUGAUGAUGAUGAUUCUGAUAAUGAAAAAGAAAAGCCAGAGGAAAAGUCUUGGAGGGACAAAGAGGAACCCACAUUAAAAAAAGUAAGAAAGAAUCCAGAUGUGGACACGUCAUUUCUACCGGAUCGGGAACGUGAGGAAGCUGAUCUGAAAUUACGGGAACAACUGCGUUUGGAGUGGGUGAUGACGCAGGCCAGUUUGAAGGAUGAGCCUAUCACAGUCACAUUCAGUUACUGGGAUGGUUCAGGUCAUAGGAGGAAUGUAACAUUGAAGAAAGGAAAUUCUAUCUACCAGUUUCUUCAACGAUGCCUGGACACACUGAGGCCGGAAUUCAGUGAAUUGAAGACAGUCUCAGCAGAUCAGCUGAUGUACGUCAAAGAAGAUCUGAUACUUCCCCACCACUACACUUUUUAUGACUUCAUUGUUACAAAGGCUCGUGGCAAAAGUGGUCCUCUGUUUCAAUUCGAUGCAUCAGAUGACGUCAGAUUGGUGAAUGACGCGACACAAGAAAAGCAAGACUCGCACGCAGGAAAAGUGUUACUAAGAUCUUGGUAUGAACGGAAUAAACAUAUCUUCCCUGCGUCAAGAUGGGAGCCCUACGAUCCCACCAAGACAUAUUCCAAAUAUACCAUCAAAGGUAAAUAAAAUGUGACAAUACAAUCAUGAUUACUUUUAUAAAGCAAUCUUAUGGCUAUAAAAUAAUA
Molecule: messenger RNA, 1351 nt
Organism: Amyelois transitella
Lineage: Eukaryota; Metazoa; Arthropoda; Insecta; Lepidoptera; Pyralidae
Product: protein FAM50 homolog
Exons: 6
Coding region: 264-1292 (342 amino acids)
Biological process (GO): chromatin organization
Cellular component (GO): nucleus
Source: RefSeq, a predicted model, not a curated record